CACCCCACUGACCUGCUGCUGCUACCUACCAGAAUGAAUGUGGGUGUGGCGCACAGUGAGGUGAACCCUAACACUCGGGUGAUGAACAGUCGGGGGAUCUGGCUGACCUAUGCACUUGGUGUUGGAAUACUUCACAUUGUGCUCUUGAGCAUUCCCUUCUUCAGUGUGCCGGUGGUGUGGACUCUCACUAAUGUCAUUCACAACUUUGGAAUGUAUGUGUUCAUGCAUGCGGUGAAAGGCACACCCUUCGAGACCCCAGACCAAGGAAAAGCAAGACUUCUUACACAUUGGGAGCAGCUGGACUACGGCGUGCAGUUCACUUCCUCUAGAAAGUUCUUCACCAUCUCCCCGAUCAUUCUAUACUUCCUGGCAAGUUUCUACACAAAGUACGACACAACACACUUCGUCAUAAACACUGCCUCACUCUUGAGCGUCCUGAUUCCCAAGCUGCCGCAGCUACACGGAGUGAGGAUCUUCGGCAUCAACAAGUAUUAAGACAUUGUAAAUGCUGUGCCUCAUAGAGAGCACAGCUGAUUCCUAUGUGGUUUGUACCACCGAUGUGUAAACCAAGUUUGUGUAAAUGCCACUGUUGUCGAUAGGAUUUUCAGUUUGUACAUGAAAUGUUUAAAAGAACAGGAUUUUGUUUGUAGAUGACAGGAUGCAAUAUGCAUUACUAACUUAUGUGAAUAUUUAAUGAUGUAUUUUUGGCCUGCUUAGACCUGGGCUGGCCCAGGCCUCAGUCAGGCGUUUGCUUUAGUUCAUAUUUUCCUUUCUUUGCCUUCAAUUCACAUGAUGUGAGUAUACGUUUGUUUCUACCCACAGAGAUGUCCCUAAUGUAUUUUUCAAAGAUGUUUACUUCUUGGGGGGAGGAGCCUGUGGCUCGUUUAUCGGUACACUCUCAUUUUGUAAUGGAAGUCAAACGUGUUUGUCCUGAGUGAAGAAUGGAAUCGUACUCUUUCUUUGCAUGAGUUCCUUUGUAUGUGAAUCAUUUGUCACUUGUGACUCAAUCGGAACAGGGCAACGUUUUCAUUGUACAGUUUUUUUUUGUGUGAACGUUAUGUCCUGUUUGUCAAAAUAAAGGUCCUGUAUGUGGAAAUGAGGCAA
This is a messenger RNA of Limanda limanda (common dab), 1104 nucleotides long. It is a transcript of the gene ormdl1, whose product is annotated as ORMDL sphingolipid biosynthesis regulator 1. Bases 34 to 495 code for a protein of 153 amino acids. The transcript has 4 exons. NCBI's taxonomy places the organism in Eukaryota, Metazoa, Chordata, Actinopteri, Pleuronectiformes, Pleuronectidae. The record is from RefSeq and is a predicted model, not a curated record. Gene Ontology annotation, cellular component: endoplasmic reticulum membrane. Gene Ontology annotation, biological process: intracellular sphingolipid homeostasis; negative regulation of ceramide biosynthetic process; ceramide metabolic process.